Capsella rubella is the source of this 2840-nucleotide messenger RNA. Its product is annotated as calcium-dependent protein kinase 2. The record is from RefSeq and is a predicted model, not a curated record. Bases 594 to 2657 code for a protein of 687 amino acids. Gene Ontology annotation, molecular function: calcium ion binding; calcium/calmodulin-dependent protein kinase activity; calmodulin binding. Gene Ontology annotation, biological process: intracellular signal transduction; protein autophosphorylation; peptidyl-serine phosphorylation. NCBI's taxonomy places the organism in Eukaryota, Viridiplantae, Streptophyta, Magnoliopsida, Brassicales, Brassicaceae. Gene Ontology annotation, cellular component: cytoplasm; nucleus. The transcript is spliced from 7 exons.
AAGAUACACAUCAAUUAAAGAAAAGGAGAAGGCAAAAUUCGUUUAUAAUUAAACGCAAACGCGUUUUUCAAACUCGACUAAUCAUCUCCUUCAUCAUCUUCAUCUUCUCCAGAAUUGACUUAUCAAACAAGAUUACACCUUUCUGAGGUUUUAUGCAAAUGUAGUGCUAACAAGCCAUCCCUCGAUUUUUCCCCGCUCAUUUUUUCCGACCAAACCAAAACAUUCUUCUUUUCUUUUCCAUCCCAGAUCGAUCUCUUUGUUUUCAGAUAAUUUUCAUUGUCUUCGUUUCAUUUGCAUCUUUUCUCUGUUCUGGGCUCGUUUGAAUUUUUGUCUUGUGUAGUAUUUAUGUGGAUGACCUGAGUAGGGGUUUUUGCUUGUUCCAUCUGUAUACGAAGUUUUAAAUCAUCGCCUCAAUCCUAUUAUCGUCGGAGAAGAAGAGAACAAGUGGUAGAUUAUAAGAGAUUUGACUUUCACUUAUCGUGUCUAUGAUCAUUAGGAAUGCGAUCAGAUCAGAUCAAAUUUGUGUUCUGUUGAUCAGAUCUUGAUGUGGAAAGCUUGAUGCGAUCCUGGAGUUAAAGUAGAGAGAUAUUUUGAUGGGUAAUGCUUGCGUAGGACCAAACAUUACUGGCAAUGGUUUCUUGCAAACUGUUUCGGCUGCAAUGUGGCGACCACGGCUUGGAGCUGAGCAAGCUUCUUCUUCCCAUGGUAAUAAGGAAGUUGCCAAAGAAGCAGCUUCAGAACCAGUUCCUGAUCAAGUCCAGAAUAAGCCCCCUGAGCCGAUCACAAUGCCAAACCCAAGGACCAGUCCCGAAACCUUAUCGAAACCCGGUCUAGAGAGCCAACCUGAAGAAACCAAGCAGAUAGUUCUUCCUGAUGAAAGCAAACAGAAUGCUCUUCCUGACAGCAAGCAGAAUGUUCUUGUGCACCCUGAGACAACAAAACCAGAAACCAAGUCUGAAUCCAAGACAGAGGCGACAAUACCAGAAACAAAGUCUGAAUCCAAGCCAGAGGCGACAAUACCAGAAACAAAGUCUGAAUCCAAGCCAGAGGCGACAAUACCAGAAACAAAGUCUGAAUCCAAGCCACAGGAGACAAUACCAGAAACAAAGUCUGAAUCCAAGCCACAGGCGACAAUACCAGAAACAAAGUCUGAAUCCAACUCAGAGGCUAAACAUGAACCUAAAAACUCUAAGCAUAUGAAGAGAGUGUCCAGUGCAGGGCUUAGAACUGAGUCAGUGUUGCAAAGGAAAACUGAAAACUUUAAGGAGUUCUAUUCAUUGGGAAGGAAACUUGGACAAGGGCAAUUUGGGACCACGUUUUUAUGCCUUGAGAAAGGUACGGAAAAAGAGUAUGCGUGCAAGUCAAUUUCCAAGAGGAAGCUUUUAACUGAUGAGGACGUUGAAGAUGUGAGGAGAGAGAUUCAGAUAAUGCAUCACUUGGCUGGUCAUCCAAAUGUUAUUUCCAUUAAAGGAGCUUAUGAGGAUGUUGUCGCCGUACAUCUUGUGAUGGAGUUGUGUUCAGGUGGGGAGCUUUUUGAUAGGAUCAUUCAACGUGGACAUUACACAGAGAGGAAAGCUGCUGAGCUUGCGAGAACUAUUGUUGGAGUUCUAGAGGCUUGUCACUCUCUUGGUGUUAUGCAUCGAGACCUCAAGCCCGAGAAUUUUCUAUUUGUUAGUAAAGAGGAAGAUUCCCUCUUGAAGACGAUUGAUUUUGGACUCUCAAUGUUCUUUAAGCCAGAUGAGGUUUUUACAGAUGUUGUUGGUAGUCCGUAUUACGUAGCUCCAGAAGUUCUUAGAAAGCGUUAUGGUCCUGAAUCAGAUGUGUGGAGUGCUGGUGUGAUUGUUUACAUUUUGUUAAGCGGGGUUCCUCCUUUCUGGGCAGAAACCGAACAAGGUAUUUUCGAGCAGGUCCUCCAUGGAGAUCUUGACUUUUCAUCUGAUCCAUGGCCAAGCAUCUCUGAAAGCGCAAAAGAUUUAGUGAGGAAAAUGCUUGUUCGUGACCCCAAGCGAAGACUAACUGCACAUCAAGUUUUAUGUCAUCCAUGGGUACAAAUUGACGGUGUGGCUCCAGAUAAACCUCUGGACUCUGCUGUCUUGAGCCGUAUGAAGCAAUUUUCUGCAAUGAACAAGUUCAAGAAAAUGGCUCUUAGAGUCAUAGCUGAGAGCUUAUCAGAAGAAGAAAUAGCUGGUUUGAAAGAAAUGUUCAAGAUGAUUGACGCUGACAAUAGUGGUCAGAUCACUUUCGAAGAACUGAAAGCAGGACUAAAACGAGUUGGUGCCAAUCUCAAAGAGUCAGAAAUUCUUGAUCUAAUGCAAGCUGCUGAUGUGGAUAAUAGCGGAACAAUUGACUACAAAGAGUUCAUAGCCGCCACAUUGCAUCUAAACAAAAUAGAGAGAGAGGACCAUUUGUUUGCUGCCUUCUCCUACUUUGACAAGGACGAUAGCGGCUUUAUCACCCCAGAUGAGCUUCAACAAGCUUGUGAGGAGUUUGGUGUCGAAGAUGCCCGCAUAGAAGAAAUGAUGCGCGAUGUUGACCAAGACAAGGACGGGCGAAUAGACUACAACGAAUUUGUGGCAAUGAUGCAGAAAGGAAGCAUAAUGGGAGGACCUGCGAAGAUUGGUUUAGAGAACAGCAUUAGCAUAUCUCUAAAACAUUAGUUUUCAGAUUGCUAGAACAAGAAGAGCUUCCUAUUGUUUUCUAUGAAUGAUGAUGAUUCAUGAUUGUGUUCUUUUUGUUCUCAACAUUUUGAUGAGGUUUUGUCGUUAGACUGGUUUAGGUAAAAUCUGUUUUUGUACUGUGUACUUUUAUGCAUAUACACAUAGUUUUUGUCUGCAAACUUU